UGUUCUUUCUAAUUGACCCAUAUGUUAAUAAAACAACUUGACUUCCCGUUUACACCUUUAAUCAAAAUGAAAGGAACAUCAACAUCACCGCUAAUAAUCAAAAAUAACGAUAAAUCAAGCCACAAAACAGAGGAAGACGAAGAAGAUGAUGGGUUCUUCAAAUUUCGCAAAGGAAUUCAAAAUCACAACACUGCUACAAUCGGUUGCAUGACCUUUUACUCUCACAGACGCCAUUCUCGCAAAAGUGGAUCUUCGGGAAAGAAAGAGCAGAAGAGUAAGGAAGCAAUUGCAGGGAGAAAGCACAAGGAAAAUCGGGAUUCAGAAAAUUUAUUUGAUAAUAAGUCAUUUAAGAGAUUUUACCAAUCCAAAACCCAUUCUGAGGAUGUUGCUCAAAUGCUUGCACCUAUAUGGGCACCACCACUUGAAAUGAUGGCUGUUGGUUGGCUAGGGGACUGGAGACCCUCUUCCAUCCUCGAACUUCUCAGAUCGUUGGCAUCUUCCUCUUAUCUCUCGCCUUCCUCGGCUGACUCAGCCGAGACUGAUCGAAUAAUUGCACAGCUUAUCCAUGAAAUCCGAAUUGAAGAGACCAUAAUCGAUGAAGAGAUGGCUGAGAUUCAAGCCAAUUGUAUCCUCCACCUUCCAUUCAGAUCAACUAAUCAUGCCACUUCAUUUAAUGAUACAGGAGAUGAUUCUGUUCAGUUCGAGCUCAAAAAGAUAAAACAAGUGGUAACCAAGGCUCAACAACUUAGGUACAAAGUAUUGGAACUCGUUUCGAAUAAGGUAUUGAAUGAAGUUGAGGCCGGGAAGUUCUUAGUUGCGUUUUCUGGGAUUCAAGAUAUAGCUCACCAGUUUGCUGCUAAUCAAAAGUUGCAGAAGGGUCCGGUUUCUGUCUCAGUGAAAGCCUUGGCCACCUUCGAGUGAGAAUUGGUCUAAUCGGGAAAACUAUUGUGCAUUCCGAUAUGAUUAGGAGUUUAGGACUAACUCUUAAUUGACGGUAAAUUGUAAUUAGUAUUCUUUUUUACUUCCAUUUUGGUUUUGGUGAUGGCAUUGUUGAUUUCUCUGUAAUCUUGAUGUGUGAGCAAAAGCCAAAUAAUUUUGUACUUGUCUAAAGAUGUACAGAAGUGGUGAAAUAUUCAGAGCACAAUGCUAAGAGCAUUGAUCCAUUACAUUCCUAUAAA
This is a messenger RNA of Amaranthus tricolor (Joseph's coat), 1178 nucleotides long. RefSeq lists its product as uncharacterized. NCBI's taxonomy places the organism in Eukaryota, Viridiplantae, Streptophyta, Magnoliopsida, Caryophyllales, Amaranthaceae. The coding region runs from base 22 to 921 and encodes 299 amino acids. The transcript has 4 exons. Gene Ontology annotation, biological process: DNA-templated transcription. The record is from RefSeq and is a predicted model, not a curated record. Gene Ontology annotation, molecular function: sequence-specific DNA binding.